AUUUUGCCUUCUUCCAUCUCUCCUAUCUUCUCCAUAUAUACUUCAUCUUCACACCCCGAGAACUCCACACCUACAUACACAAUCUCUCCGCAAAAAUUUACAAAGUUUCAACCUUCCAAUUUUAAAUAUCUCUAAAAUAAAUUCACAUUUUCCUCUGUUGCAAAUUCAAGUUUAGUAAAAUUCAACCCAAAUCAAAACAUUUAAACUUUCUUUAAACUGUAACCAUAUGGAUCCUUCAUAUACAUUCAUAAAAGAGGAGUUUCCUACUGGUAUCAAUGAUUCUCCAUAACCACCAUCUUCUUCAACUUCCUCUUACCUUCAUUCAACCUCCAUGGCCCCAAAUGAUCCAACAAAAUUAAGCUCUCCGCAACCAAUAGAAGGUCUCCACGAAUCAGGCCCACCUCCAUUUCUGACAAAGACAUAUGAUAUGGUGGAAGAUUCAAGAACCAAUGAUGUUGUGUCUUGGAGCGAAGACAAAAACAGCUUCAUUGUCUGGGAUCCACAAGCUUUUUCCAUGACUCUCCUCCCCAGAUUCUUCAAGCACAAUAACUUCUCUAGCUUUGUUCGACAGCUCAACACAUAUGGUUUCAGAAAGGUGAAUCCUGAUCGAUGGGAGUUUGCAAAUAAAGGGUUUCUUAGAGGACAAAAGCAUCUCCUCAAGACAAUAAGUAGAAGAAAGACAAAUAACAAUAAUCAAAUGCCACCACCUGAAUCAUCCUCUCAACAACAAUCACUUGAAAAUUGUUGCAUAGAAGUUGGUAGGUAUGGUCUAGAUGGAGAGAUGGACAGCCUAAGGCGAGACAAACAAGUGCUGAUGAUGGAGCUAGUGAAACUUAGAAAGGAACAACAAAGCACCAAAAGUUAUCUCACAUCGACUGAAGAGAAGCUCAAGAAGACUGAAUUAAAACAACAUCAAAUGAUGAGAUUCCUUGCUCGCGCAAUGCAGAAUCCUGAUUUCCUUCAGCAACUCAUGGAGCAGAAAGAGAAGAGUAAGGAUAUGGAAGAAGCAUUCAGAAAGAAGAGACAAAGAACGAUCGAUCAAGGGACAAGUGAUGUUGUUAAUGUAGAAUAUUGUAAUGUUAAUGUCGGUGGUGGAGGUGGUUAUGGAAAAUAUAGAAACGAUGUUGGAUCCUCCUCGAGGUUUGUUGACGUGAAACAAGAAAUAUAUGGAGACAUGACUGAAUUUGAUAUGUUGGAGUUCGACAGACUUGAUAUGCACAUUGAAGGACUUGGAGAUCAGUUCACUGGGGAAGAAGUCCUGGAUGUGGAUAAAAGAGAGAAAGAAAGAGAACAGGAAGGGUUCCAAAAGGAGAACAAUGAGAGUUACGGUGAAGAUUUUUUGGAAGAUUUGUUUAAAGAAGAUCAAGAUAUUGAUUUUGAACGAGAUGGGGAAAAUGUUGAUGUGCUCAUUGAGCAACUUGGUUAUUUGGGUUCUGGUUCACACUAACUGAGAAGAAUCUGAAAAGAGUACUUAAGCAUUUGAAUCAACUUGUUUUUCCUAUUGAAUAUCUUUAUUCAGUUAGGUGAGUAAACUCGCAUUGAACUUGAGUUUAAAUCACGUUUUGUUUCUUUUGAUGCUUUUUGCAAUAAAAUUGUUUCUUGUUAAAAAAUGUUUCUUGUUAUAA
Raphanus sativus (radish) is the source of this 1625-nucleotide messenger RNA. RefSeq names its product heat stress transcription factor A-6b-like. Lineage: Eukaryota; Viridiplantae; Streptophyta; Magnoliopsida; Brassicales; Brassicaceae. The coding region runs from base 332 to 1447 and encodes 371 amino acids. Gene Ontology annotation, biological process: regulation of transcription by RNA polymerase II. The record is from RefSeq and is a predicted model, not a curated record. Gene Ontology annotation, molecular function: DNA-binding transcription factor activity; RNA polymerase II cis-regulatory region sequence-specific DNA binding. Gene Ontology annotation, cellular component: nucleus. The transcript has 2 exons.